Messenger RNA from Cryptomeria japonica (Japanese cedar), 708 nucleotides. RefSeq names its product ethylene-responsive transcription factor ERF016. NCBI's taxonomy places the organism in Eukaryota, Viridiplantae, Streptophyta, Pinopsida, Cupressales, Cupressaceae. The record is from RefSeq and is a predicted model, not a curated record. Gene Ontology annotation, molecular function: DNA-binding transcription factor activity; DNA binding. Gene Ontology annotation, biological process: regulation of DNA-templated transcription. The coding region runs from base 97 to 552 and encodes 151 amino acids. The transcript has a single exon.
UCCAACUACAAAUGUCCAACGCACUUCAGACAUUUUACUCAAAAGACCUUCCCGAUUUCCACCCAAACUCUUUCAUUUUGCUGUUGCCUCAACAAAAUGAACAAACCCGGCAAACAAAAGCGUGCUCGAAUUCCACCUCCAGAAAAUGGCGGAGAAAAAAGCAGGCAAUUUAAAGGAGUUCGGAUGAGGAAAGGGGGGAAAUGGGUGUCGGAAGUGAGAAUGCCCAAUUCCCGAGCUAAAAUUUGGCUUGGCUCUUACGACACCGCUGAACAGGCUGCCCGUGCUUUCGACGCCGCCGUUUUCUGUCUUCGAGGACCUCAUGCCAAUCUCAAUUUUCCCGACACCGUACCCGCCGUUCCGUCUACUGCGUCACUUUCCCGGCAGCAGAUUCAGGUCGCCGCUGCUAAUUACGCCCGCGAUCAAAUUCCCACCGCCGCCGAAAAUAAUUGCAGGGUCUUGGCGGAGAAUUCCUUGUCACUGACGCCAAUUUCUUCCGGUCAGUUGCCGAAUUUGGACAAAUUUCUGUCGCUUGACACAGAUACCGUAAACUAACGUCAUCAACAGGGGAGCAAUAUGGACCCACCGGAAUUGUGGAGUUUCUGAGCUGAAUUGGAUAAUAUUUUACCAUAUAUAGAAUGGUAAAUAAAAUAUUUUAGAGUGAAAAGUUCAAAACAAAAAAAAACAGUAUUAAGCUACUACUAUGGAUUA